Sclerotinia trifoliorum is the source of this 2018-nucleotide messenger RNA. The record is from the annotation of a GenBank genome assembly. Lineage: Eukaryota; Fungi; Ascomycota; Leotiomycetes; Helotiales; Sclerotiniaceae.
AGCUAUGGAACUAUCGAUGUCUGAGUACAUUGGGUUUUCUUUUUAUCUUUGGAUGAUACAUUGAGGUAGAUUUCUGAAUUUGUAUUUUUUUUGGAAGAUUUUGCUUUUGUAUGCAAUUUCAUUUGAGGUUUGCUUUCAAAGAUUGAGACGGAGAAUUUGUUGGAAGGGUGAUUUUGAAUUGUAGUUCACGAAAUUGUCGCCUUGGAAGAGAUGGAGAAAUGCAAAGAACAGAAGAUUGCUCCACAGCAUAAGAGUGCGUGGUUUGGAUUCAUCAAGGUAUGUUUUCUAUCUGCAUUCAUAUGAUUCUUCUCUUCAGAAUCUGGUUGCACGACGAACAAUAGGAAGCACAUGCUCGGCACGGACGUAGCUGCGCGCAUAGAUGAUUUCCUGUCGUGAGCUUCCUAGCGUUCGAUUGAAAUAGCUUCACUGCACAGACAGGAUCUCGGAAUAGGUAUAUCCCCUAAUACUAACAAUCCAUUCCUCUAGUCCAUUGCAACAUUCAAAGGCGACCUCUCAACUCUCACAGCACCUCCAUUCCUUCUCUCACCACAAUCAAUUGUCGAGUUUCCUACCUAUUGGGCAGAACACCCUUCUUUAUUCAUUGCACCUACACACUCUGAAUCUCCUGAAGAAAGAGCAUUACUAGUAUUGAAAUGGUUCAUUAGUACGUUGAAAUGGCAACACAAUACUAGAGAUGAGAAUGGGAAAAAGAAGGGGAUGAAACCUCUAAAUCCAUUUCUUGGAGAGUGUUUUAUGGGUUCUUGGGAGGAUGAUGGAGAAGGAACUGGCAAAACAGAAUUGGUUGCGGAGCAAGUUAGGUGAGUUUUGAUUAUUCGGGCAGACGAGAGAAGGAAGUGCUAAUACUCAAUAGUCAUCAUCCCCCGGCUACAGCAUACAAUAUCUGGAAUGAAAAGCAUGGCGUACAAGUAAGUACCUCUCAUACUCGUCAAUCCCAUUACCCCUCUUUACUAAUCUCCUCUUUCUCUAGCUUCAAGGCAUCAUAGCUCCACAAUCCUACUUCAGCUCAACAGUACAUAUCGAACGCCGUGGAUACUCUCUACUAACCUUCUUCCAACACAAUGAAACACAUUUAAUUACCAUGCCACCCAUACAUCUUACAGGUCUCAUGUCUGGUUCUCUAAGUCCUGAAUUAAGCGGCACUUCUCAUAUUCGUUCGUCAUCCGGUUUCACAACUCGAAUAUCUUACUCCUCGAAAGGUUGGAUUAGUGGGACACCUAAUACAUUUUCCGCGAUCAUUUAUAAAGAAUCUGAGAAUACCCCGGUAUUCAAAGCCGAAGGGCAAUGGAGCGAUAAAUUCAACGUGAAGGAUAUGAGAUCUGGAAAGAUUGUUAUGGAAUUCGAUGCGAAUUCAUUGAAGAGGAAAUCAAUAAAAGUAAAACCACUCGAACAACAAAAAGAAUAUGAAUCGAGGAGAGCUUGGCGUCACGUUACACAAGCUAUUAACGAAAGUGAUAUUUUCAAGAUUGGAAAGGAAAAAGGGAGGAUAGAAAAUGAACAGAGGGAAAUGAGGAAAAAGGAAAAAGAUGAGGGGAAAGUAUGGGAGAGGAGAUUUUUCGUGAAAAGGGGGAGAGAUGAAGUUGCGGAAAGAUUGGCAAAUGGUUUAGAGGGUUUGGAUUUGGAUAGUGGAGCUGGAAUUUGGAAAUGGGAUAUCGAUAGGUAUAGGGCUAUAGAGGUAGGGAGUAAGGGGAGAAUGAGAGUUGGGGAUAGUAAAAUGGAUGCUGGGAAUGGAAUGAGGGGUCCUUUGGUAUCGAGCCGGAAUUUGGGUGUUAUGGUUUAGUGGAAGUCGUUAUGGUGCAAGGCGGGAUUAAGACAGAGCUCUAAUGAGCUCGGUGAAGGGGUUUACGAAUGCGAAAAUGCAGGGAUAGUUUGUUAAUUAAAUGAAAAUCUAAAAGGACGACGACUGUUGGCCGUUAUAGCCUGUGUUAUAAAGUGUAAUACUUUACUUUUGGACCACCCUUCUUUUGAAUCAUCUUUUUAUAUUGAAAAUAAUGAUUUUU